AUGCCCCUAUUAUUUUUCAUCCUUUUAAUCAUUUACUUUCAUUUGAUUGUAUGUAUAAAAGUAGAUAUCGAGAGAAAACACAAGUUCUUGUUUUUAAAUACCAAGUUAUUAAAAAAGGAUAAUAUAAAAAGGUGCUGUCGUAAAAUUAAUAAAAAAAGAAUUUUUACUGUUCAAUAUGUCAAAGGUAUCCGAAAUUUUAUUAACCCAACCAAUUAUGAAAAAAGAGAAUAUCUAUUUAAUAUAUGGAAAAAAAUAGCAGAAAAUUUUUCUUUCAGUUUUUAUGAUCUGCCCAUUUUAGAAAGUUAUGACUUGUUCAGAAAAAGCCCAAUAAAUGAAUCGUACGAUUUUAUAAAAAACAACAAGCAUUUGAUAUUGCGACCUGAAAUUACACCUCAAUUGAUUCGUUAUUUAUAUAUAAACGAUAAUUUGUUACAAGAUUAUAGAGAACAAGAAAAAAAAAUAAAAACAAAACAAAAAAAUAAUAAUAAUAAUGAUGGUUAUGGUGAUUAUCAUCAUUAUCAUGGUGGCGAUUAUGAUGAUUAUGAUGAUUGUUCCAUUAAACAGUGGGAUAGUAUUAAUAAGGUGAAGACAAAAUAUACACAUAUAUAUCAUACGAAUAAAUAUAAUGAAAAUUUUUCGGUUCAUCAUAAACAAAAUAAAAGUGAUAUGUACAGUUUCAAUUUUAAGAAUUCAUUUCAUAAUAAUUAUGAACAUACUAGCGAUUUUAUUAAUAAUAUGUAUAAAAAAAAAAAAAAAAAAAUUUUUAAAUACGAAAAUUUCAAUAAAAUAUUUAAAAUGUGUACAAUAGGUCAAUGUUUUAGAUAUGAACAAACAUCAAGAUUAAGAAAAAGAGAACACUAUCAAUGGAAUUUAGAUAUUUUAGGUAUUGAAAAUAUAUAUGCAGAAGUUGAACUAUUAUCUAUGUUAAUAACAUUUUUUAAUAAAGUUCAUAUGGAUGAAAAACAUAUUGUAAUUAAAUUAAAUCAUAAAUAUAUUAUUGAAUAUAUUUUAUAUUCAAUAUUUCAAAAAGAUAUGGAUAAUUUAUUUUCAUAUAAUAAAAUGAAACAAGAAAUACAAAAUAUAUUACAUAUAUUAGACAAAUUUUAUAAAGUUAAUAAUAGUUCAUUUAAAUUAUUAUUAUAUAAAAAAUUCCAAUAUUUACAAAAAGAAAACAUACGCUAUUUAUAUAAUAUUUUACAAAAUAUAAAACAUAUUAAUCAUUUAGAAAAAUUUGUCAAAUGUCAUAAUACAAACAUAUAUUAUAAAAAUAUAGAUACAUCAACACAUUUUAACAAUUUUAAAAAUGUAUUUACCUAUUUCCAACAAGCUAAUUUAAAUAAUUUCUUUAAAUUAGAUCUAACCAUAGUUAGAGGUAUGGAUUAUUAUAAUAAUAUGGUUUUUGAAAUAUAUUAUAAAAAAGACAAAUCACACCGUGCAAUUUGUGGAGGAGGACGUUAUAAUUUCUUUCUAAAUAAUAAUAAAAUAUAUGCAGUUGGUUGUGCUAUGGGCGAUGUUGUUAUUACAGAUCUACUUUUUAAUAAUAAUAAAAAAAAUAAUUCAUUUUUAUCCAUAUCGGAACAAAACAAAACAAAUAAUUAUAUUCAUGUGUUAUCUUACUUUCCAUAUUUUCAUAAUAUAACACAAAAUUUUAAUCAACAAAUAAAUUCAAAUACAACUAAUGUAUAUAAAGAAUAUUAUUCUAUUCUAAAUAAACUUAGAAAUAAUAAUAUUAUUGUACAUUCCUUGUUAAAAAAUUAUACAAACUUAUCAAAGGUAAUAAAAAAAGCCAUACAUAUGAAUGCAAACCAUAUCCUAUUUUUUAGUAAAGACCACAAUUCAUUUUUAUUAAAAAACUUAAAAACGAAAGAGCAACAAUUUGUUACAUCUAACAAUGUACUAGAUGUAUAUAACAAUUAUAUGAACAUAUAA
This is a messenger RNA of Plasmodium falciparum 3D7, 1929 nucleotides long. Its product is annotated as putative histidine--tRNA ligase. Gene Ontology annotation, molecular function: histidine-tRNA ligase activity. Gene Ontology annotation, cellular component: cytoplasm. The record is from RefSeq and is a predicted model, not a curated record. NCBI's taxonomy places the organism in Eukaryota, Apicomplexa, Aconoidasida, Haemosporida, Plasmodiidae.